Molecule: messenger RNA, 3045 nt
Organism: Miniopterus natalensis
Lineage: Eukaryota; Metazoa; Chordata; Mammalia; Chiroptera; Miniopteridae
Gene: SNX5
Product: sorting nexin 5
Biological process (GO): retrograde transport, endosome to Golgi; intracellular protein transport; pinocytosis
Cellular component (GO): endosome
Molecular function (GO): phosphatidylinositol binding; dynactin binding
Source: RefSeq, a predicted model, not a curated record
CCGAAGCGCGGGCGCCUCCAAAUCGCGCCCUUUCGCUCUCGCGAGAUCGUGUUUACGUCACACCUCGUCGCCAUCUUGGGCCCUGGCCGAGUAAUAAAUAUCCCCGCACUAGGGCGCGGUCUUUCUUCAGACGCGCCUUGUCGGGAGUGUUUCUGGCUCUGCGUUCCUCUCGCGGCUCUGUAGUCUGCGGCUUCCGUGGCCCGGAGCGAGGCCCGGCAGCCCGCGCUCGAGGCCCGCGUCGCCAUGGCCGCGGUUCCCGAGUUGCUGCAGCAGGAGGAGGAGGACCGCAGCAAGCUGAGAUCUGUAUCUGUGGACCUGAAUGUUGAUCCCUCGCUUCAAAUUGACAUACCUGAUGCACUCAGUGAAAGAGAUAAGGUCAAGUUUACAGUACACACCAAGACCACGCUGCCCACAUUUCAGAGCCCAGAGUUUUCUGUUACAAGGCAACAUGAAGACUUUGUCUGGCUACAUGACACUCUUUCUGAAACUGCAGACUAUGCUGGGCUUAUUAUUCCGCCUGCUCCUACAAAGCCUGACUUUGAUGGCCCUCGAGAGAAGAUGCAGAAACUGGGUGAGGGUGAAGGGUCUAUGACCAAAGAAGAAUUUGCCAAGAUGAAGCAAGAGCUGGAAGCUGAAUAUCUCGCUGUCUUUAAGAAGACUGUGUCCUCCCAUGAAGUCUUUCUUCAGCGACUCUCUUCUCACCCUGUUCUCAAUAAAGAUCGCAACUUUCAUGUUUUCCUGGAAUAUGAUCAGGAUCUAAGUGUUAGGCGGAAAAAUACCAAAGAGAUGUUUGGUGGCUUUUUCAAAAGUGUGGUGAAAAGUGCUGAUGAAGUCCUUUUUUCUGGAGUCAAGGAGGUAGAUGACUUCUUUGAGCAAGAGAAGAAUUUCCUCAUUAACUAUUAUAAUAGGAUCAAGGAUUCAUGUGCAAAAGCUGACAAAAUGACCAGAUCUCAUAAAAGUGUUGCAGAUGACUAUAUCCACACUGCAGCCUGCCUACAUAACCUGGCUUUAGAAGAGCCCACCGUUAUCAAAAAGUACUUAUUGAAGGUUGCUGAGCUAUUUGAAAAACUUAGGAAAGUAGAGGGUCGAGUCUCCUCAGAUGAGGAUUUAAAGCUGACAGAGCUCCUUCGAUACUACAUGCUCAACAUAGAGGCUGCUAAGGAUCUCUUAUACAGACGUACCAAAGCCCUCAUUGACUAUGAGAAUUCAAACAAAGCGUUGGAUAAGGCCCGGUUAAAAAGCAAAGAUGUGAAGCUGGCUGAGGCACACCAGCAGGAAUGCUGCAAGAAAUUUGAACAGCUUUCUGAAUCUGCAAAAGAAGAACUAAGCAAUUUCAAACGAAAGAGAGUGGCAGCAUUUAGAAAGAAUUUAAUUGAAAUGUCUGAACUGGAAAUAAAGCAUGCUAGGAACAAUGUCUCCCUCUUGCAGAGCUGCAUUGACUUGUUCAAGAACAACUGAUCUGCCUUUUCUCUGAACGAAGGAUAUGAAUGUGAAAGCCAGCGUCACUUGCACUUAAAUCAUUACAACAGAAGAUUUAUUACCUUUGACUUUAGUUUAAAAUUAUGUUAAUAAAUAUUUUGAUUUCUAAAAAUCUUAACACUUAACCAUGUUGGUUUAAAAAUAUUUCUACUACAUGCUCCUUGGACAUAACUAAUCUCCUUAAGCAUUUACUAAUUCAGAGUGUGCAGAAUCUAAAACUGGGUUCUCUGUAAUUUUCUUUAGUUAUUAAGAAAGGGUACAGGAAAUAUGUGCCUUCUGGAAGCAAGCAUAAGCAAUUGCCUGGCACAUGUAGUCUCACUGUUUCAUGUGCCCGUGUCCCUACAAACCAGAUAUAUUAGGGUAGGUGCCAAUUACAACCAAUAAUUCAGCUGCUGUUACAGGUAACAAACAUUCCAUUCCUUAAUGAGGUAACUUUCCCCCUUCUUACUGAGUUUUUAGUCAUCUUUAGUGUUUGUACUAUAACAAGAGCAAGAACACCUCAUUUAUCUUUCUAUACCCUUUGCAGCACCAUUUUUGUAGUUGGGAUAUAAAUAUUCGAGAGAGAAGUAUCUUAAGGGUAUAAAAAUGAAUUUGGUUUAUUUUAGAAAAUAGCCGGGUCUACAUUAAGAAAGAUGUGAAUGCCCUCCCUAAUUGGGUGGGUGGGGGGUGUGUGUGUGUUUGUGUUUGGACUUUUUGUAAAGUGUGUAAUAAAAUAAUAAACUGUGAUGUCAUAUGGAGUGUUUUUGUGGAAAAUAAGCCCAAGAUUGCAGUUGCAGCUAAGCCUUGGCAGUGGUGAAGGGCUUCACUGUCUGCCCAGUCCUCCUGGCCUCUGUUCUAAUCUUAAUGUUAACAUUUUUGAAGUGUUUCAGAAGGUCCUCAGAUCUGGGUUUGUCUGCUUUUGAUUUGAUUCAGGUUUGUGUUUCUGGCAGGCUUUAUAUGAUGCUGCGUCCUCAGAAAGGAUGUCUGUGUCAUCAUUGAUGAUGACCGAGCACUUAAGGUAGUGCCUUCCAGGUUUUCUCUCUGAAGUUUUACAUCUUAUCUUUGUAAUUAGCUAUUGGAAAGAUACUUUGAGACGGUGUAAAAAAUGUUUACCCACCACUUUUAGCCUCUACUCUUAAUUAGUUGUAACUGGUUGUAGGAUUGCAAAACAUCGAUAUUUGAAUACCAUAGCAUUUUUUUCGUACAUUAAACUGCUUUGAAGUCUUACCUCCCCAGCCAGGCACAGGUAGCUGAAAUUCACUGAACAUAGUAGCUUCUACAUUUACAUAUUUGGGAAGCAUGGUGCUGAAAAUGAGUGGGUUUAAACUGGUCUGCUUACCUGUCAACCCCCAUACUGUCUAUAGUAGUGGUUAUGUGUGGUCAGGGUGGACAACUCGGUUGCAACUGGUCCAAGGAGCUCUGACUACUGGACCACCUUGUCUCAAGACUUGCUGGGGCUUUGCUACCCUUUGCUCUAGAUCUGUUGCUGGGUAUCAAGUUAGGGAUGCUGUGUUGGGUCCUGGCUCUGCUUGCUGAGAGGUCUAAACGGGUACCCUCCGAGUCAGACACAUCUGUAUGCUGCAGCAA